Pelodiscus sinensis (Chinese soft-shelled turtle) is the source of this 2323-nucleotide messenger RNA. The record is from RefSeq and is a predicted model, not a curated record. Lineage: Eukaryota; Metazoa; Chordata; Testudines; Trionychidae.
UUUCCGGCAGGUCUCCGUCCCUGCCUGGCCCUCCUCCGGGCUCCCCAGCUCGGGGCAGCUCUCAGUGCGGGGCGGAGGUGCCCCGUCACAGCCUGGAAUGGGAUUUAUUCUCAGAAAACCAGUCAGAAAAAAGGAGAGAAUCACUAGGAUUAUAUUUGGCACUCUUUAUCCUGCAUAUUAUUCUUACAAAGCUGUAAAAUCAAAGGAUAUUAAAGAAUAUGUAAAAUGGAUGAUGUACUGGAUCAUAUUUGCACUCUUCACGACAGCUGAGACUUUCACAGAUCUCUUCCUUUGCUGGUUUCCAUUCUAUUAUGAACUGAAAAUAGCUUUUGUAGCUUGGUUGCUAUCUCCGUACACAAAAGGCUCCAGCCUCCUCUAUAGGAAAUUUGUACAUCCAACACUGUCUUCAAAGGAAAAGGAAAUUGAUGACUGCCUCGUCCAAGCAAAGGAUCGGAGCUAUGACGCCCUCGUGCACUUUGGGAAGCGGGGACUGAAUGUCGCAGCAACGGCAGCCGUGAUGGCAGCUUCCAAGGGACAAGGGGCUCUGUCUGAGAGACUCAGGAGCUUUAGCAUGCAAGAUCUCUCAACCAUUCGAGGAGACAGCAGCAGCUCUGUACCACCUCCUCCAGUCACUGUACGAACAAGCAGCAAACAGAGCAAGCCCAAAACAUCCAGAAGUGUGUCAGAAAGCACUGGCAGCUCAGUGUGCUCCUGUUGUUCCGUGUGCCGAAUCCUCAGAGUGUUACAGAUUUGCAUGACUUUUCAUCCGAGCUAUUUAGAAUAGACUAGUUUCCUCCUUGCACUUAACACCUUAAUCAUUUGUGGGAUGUGUUUUAACUGAUGAUGCUGGUGAUAAUGUGACUAGACUUGUUUGCCUGAUUAAUAUUGAACUUGACUUACCGUACAUUUUGAAAAGAUUACUCUCCUGACUCUUGUUGGUUUUAUGAUGCUUUAGGCUGAGUGUGUGGUGGUGGCUGUUCUUAGCUUCUUCAUUUGGCAAUGAAACAGUUGCUCUAAGGCAUGUGGUUUGUCUAGUUACUUUGUGGAAAUGAAGACCAUUUGUAUUUAAUGCAGGUUAAGAGACUGAGCUCCAUAGUGUAUGUCGUGUUGCUUUCACUGGCUCAUUAACCAGUGUGGACAAAUGAGGAUGUGUGACCCACAGCAAAGAAGAUGAGAUUCUGGUUUUAUGUGACCUUGUCUUGCAUUAUAAUAAUAUGAUCUCUAACAGGUGCCUGAUACAAUAUAUGACUCUGCUCCAUCCAAGUCUCCUAUGGGAAUUUAAUCACUAAAGGGCUUGUGUCAUUGGGCAGCGUGAUUCCUUGGCUCAUCCAUGGAUCACCUACAGCACCACGUUCUGAUUUUUGCGAUACAGGUGUAAAUCCAUUGAGAUUACUCUGGAUUUUCACAAGUGUAGAGGAGAAAAGAGCCCUGUCUGUAACGAAGCAAUUGCUGAGCAAGUGCUGCUCUGCUAUGAAAAGUGCCUUUGCUGCUGCAUUAUCAGUAUAGUUCUUUCUUAAGGAGGAUCUUACCAGCCAACAUUGAGUCAUCGAAAUCAGAGAUGACCAUGACUUAUUAGGUCAUGUUCUCCAUCUCCUUAUCAGUAAGUACACAGUUGUUCUUUUCUAGACUGAAGAAAAUACUCUCACACAUACAAAAAUGCUUUUUGAAAUAGGGGAUUUAAGCUUAAAUCCUCAGAGAUAUUUAGACGCCUGAUUUCAGUAGGCGUUAGGUGCCUUAAUACCUUUCAGGAACUGGGUCUACUCUGAGUGCUUUGCCUGGUCUAUAUUUAAAUGUUUGAAGUAUCAAGCCUCAGUAUGCAGCAUUAUUUCCCUCUAAGAGAAUUAAAGCAGCCAGAUAAUCUUGCCUUGGUGAUCGUUGCAUCCCAAGAAGAAAGACCCCCUGUGUAUACUUAGGUUUAUGAUUAUGAUAAUGGCAGUAGGCUUGGCUCUGGGCGCUGAGCCAUAGAAUUCAUCUCCAUGCAGAUGGAAUGCUCCUAUCUCUCUUGAGUGCCGUGAGCUGCCGCGGCUGAGAGCAGCGCAUGCAUGUCUGCUUGGAGAUGUGCAGGAGUAAGAGUGACGGGGUCGUCCACUCACUUCCAUGUAGUUCAGGUUGACGUGACCCUAAGGAUGGAGCAAAUGUGCUGGAAUCUGUAGGGAGGAGAGGGAUUUGGCUGGCCAUUGUUAAUCAGAGACAGCCACCUGCUGACCGUUCAGUGAAACACCUACAGCAGCCAGAUAUAUACAGAGACUAUAGGCCAGUGAGGGGCAACCUAAGCUAGGCCAGGUCCACACUAUGGAGGAAGGUCAUAAGAACAUGAGAACGG